Messenger RNA from Photinus pyralis (common eastern firefly), 922 nucleotides. RefSeq lists its product as uncharacterized. NCBI's taxonomy places the organism in Eukaryota, Metazoa, Arthropoda, Insecta, Coleoptera, Lampyridae. The transcript has 3 exons. The record is from RefSeq and is a predicted model, not a curated record. Bases 77 to 760 code for a protein of 227 amino acids.
AAAUUGAUAUAAUUAUCAUUUAUGAAUAUUAAAUGCGACGAUACACUAGCUCAAUCCGUAACUGACUAUAAUUAACAUGCAACUAAGGCAAGUUCUGUUUUAUUUCGCGCUUGCCUCCAUUUGUGCCUAUUCAUAUGGAGCGGUGGUGGAUGAUGAACCGGAGGAAUUGGAGGGCUAUUAUUGGCGACACUAUACCGACCACGUGCCGAAAGAUGCGCUGCCCGGAGGAAGAGAUAUAAGAGGCGAAACGACCUACAUCGGCCAAGCUCUAUAUAGAGGUAUUUUGAUACCGGGCCAGUUUAUUGUAGGUGAUAGGAAGCUGUACUACGAAUGGGGUGACGCGGAACGUGAGACCAGCGAUAACAUUAAGAUCUUAUGCACCAAACAUCCCGAACAAUUUGAAUGGAUUCGAACCACCACCGAAGAGGUUGGUAAAAUUCCGAACAAGAACUUCAUUUUGGGCGGUUUCGAGUCGGACUUCACCGUGUACAUUGGAAGGGUCGCGAUUGAAAACACGCUGGCCAUCGGAAAAAUUAUUUUCAGCACCCACGAGUCGUCAAGUGUCGGUUUUCACACCACUUGUCGACAAAACGCUUCAUUCGUCCGAGCGCAACAAUUUGAGGUGUUGAAUUAUGAGCCUACUAUACCGCCGCCGAUAAACAUGGAGGAGAAGGCCAAGGGCGACGCAACGCACACAAGUAGAAUUGACUUGUUCUUCUUUGGCACACUGCUCGCAGUUGUCGUGUUCUUGUGUCAAUGAUGAAAGCUUAUUGUUUAUUUUUCCUAAUCUGUUAUAAAAUGACACAAUGCUCAUGACUCCUUAAAUUGAUGAAUCCUAUAACUGACCUCUUACCAUUAAGACUUAAUCUGUUUUGUAAAUUAAUAAAAGUUUAUUGGAAUCUUAAAGUGGGGCAAGCACUCA